Rhododendron vialii is the source of this 1195-nucleotide messenger RNA. RefSeq lists its product as uncharacterized. The transcript is spliced from 5 exons. The record is from RefSeq and is a predicted model, not a curated record. NCBI's taxonomy places the organism in Eukaryota, Viridiplantae, Streptophyta, Magnoliopsida, Ericales, Ericaceae. Gene Ontology annotation, molecular function: hydrolase activity. The coding region runs from base 77 to 1012 and encodes 311 amino acids.
UUUCUCGGCGGAAUGUACGGUUGUCUCCACCCCAACUGCCUCUUGUACUGUCGUGACAAUCUCUCUCCUCAGCAGAAUGGAUCAAAUUCAGCACAAGUACGUCGAAGCCAACGGUCUGAACCACCACGUGGCCGAGGUCGGGACCGGCCAAUCAGUCGUGGUGUUCCUCCACGGGUUUCCGGAGAUAUGGUACUCCUGGAGGCACCAGAUGAUUGCCGUCGCCAAUGCCGGCUACCGGGCCAUCGCGCCCGACUGGAGAGGCUACGGGUUAUCCGACCCACCACCGGAACCCGAGAAGGCAUCAUUCGGUGACCUCAUCAGUGACCUCCUCGGAAUCCUCGAUGCCCUUAGCAUUCCAAAGGUUUUUAUUGUUGGUAAAGAUUUUGGAGCUUGGCCUGCUUACUAUUUUGCUCUUCUCUACCCAGAAAGGGUUUUGGGAGUCGCUACUUUGGGCAUUCCAUUUGUUCCCCCAGGUCCCGUUACAUACAAUAAAUACCUUCCUGAAGGUUUCUACAUCUCAAGAUGGAAGGAACCUGGACGAGCUGAAGCUGAUUUUGGCCGUCUUGAUGCUAAAACGGUAGUGCGGAACAUCUACAUUCUGUUCUCCAAAACUGAAAUACCAAUAGCCAGAGAAGACCAGGAGAUUAUGGACAUGGUUGAAUCAUCUACUCCUCUACCCCCUUGGUUCACGGAGGAAGAUCUUGAAGCCUAUGGAGCUUUGUAUCAGAAAUCUGGAUUCCGUACUGCACUGAAAGUUCCUUACAGGUCUUUUGAAGAAGAGUUCAACUUACCAGAUACGAAGGUCGAAGCUCCAUCGUUGCUAAUCAUGGGCGAGAAGGAUUAUUGUUUCAAAUUCCCUGGAAUGGAGGACUACGUAAGGAGCGGACGGGUGAAGUUUUUCGUCCCAAAUUUGGAGAUAACCUAUGUGCCGGAAGGAACUCAUUUUGUUCAGGAACAGUUCCCGGAUAAGGUGAACAAGCUACUUCUCACCUUCCUCCAUAAGCAUCGUUAAUCUCUACCAUUCAAGAAAGGUUUGUUGUUGUUAUCUUGUGUUGAUAUGUCAACUGUGAGAUGAAUAAUCAAGGGAAGACUGUAUUUGCAGAUCUUUUGUUGCAUUCUUGUAAUUUGACAAUUCUCAUGGCAUUUCUUCACCCUUCACAAUGUGUGAGAGCAUGAAAUAAUUUUCCCUUGUCCA